Messenger RNA from Chroicocephalus ridibundus (black-headed gull), 2653 nucleotides. RefSeq names its product ankyrin repeat and death domain containing 1A (gene ANKDD1A). The transcript is spliced from 16 exons. The record is from RefSeq and is a predicted model, not a curated record. NCBI's taxonomy places the organism in Eukaryota, Metazoa, Chordata, Aves, Charadriiformes, Laridae. Gene Ontology annotation, molecular function: protein binding. Bases 161 to 1687 code for a protein of 508 amino acids. Gene Ontology annotation, biological process: signal transduction. Gene Ontology annotation, cellular component: cytoplasm.
GCCGAGCCACGCUGAGGUGACGGGUGGCCGCAGCCGAGCUACAGAGGCGCUCUGCGGCGGCGGGGCGGCGGCAAUCAGUCAGCCCGCCCUGAGGCGGCGGCGGGGCAGCGGCAGCCAGCCAGCCCGCCCUGAGGCGGCGGCGGGGCCGGCGGGCCGCGGCAUGGGGGACGACCUGGCGUCCGAGGGGGACACCCUGCUUCAUUCAGAGAAGGAGUUCCAUGAUGCGGCGAAGCGUAAUGACACGGCCAGGAUGGAGGAGCUCAUCAGGAGAGGGGUUGACAUCAAAGCCAAAAACAAUACAGACCGGACUGCCCUGCACUGGGCUGCAGGAGCAGGGAACGUGGAUGCUGUGCGACUGCUCCUGGAUCACGAUGUCCCGGUGGAUGACGAAGACAGUUUUGGAAUGAAUGCGCUUCUGCUGUCUGCCUGGUUUGGUCACCUCCGUGUCCUGCAGAUCCUCGUCAAUGCUGGGGCCAAGAUUAACUGUGUCAAUAGGAAUGGCAGGAACCUGCUCCACUGUGCGGCUCAGAGGGGACACAUCCAGGUGAUGGAGUUCAUCAUGGAGGACCUGGAGGACGUGUAUGUGGAUAAGACAGACAAGAUGGACAGGACAGCGUUUCACCUGGCUGCAGAGUAUGGGCGGCUGGAGGUGGUGGAGUUCCUAAUUGGACUGGGUUGUUCUCACAGCGCCAAAGACAAGGAAGAAAAUACAGCAUUGCAUUUAGCUGCUAAAAAUGGCAAUCUUUCUGUGCUGCAGAAGAUUAUAGGUGUUGGAGUGGACCUUGAUGAAAAGAACUCAGAAGGACUUACAGCUCUGCACCUGGCUGCUGAGGGAGGUCACAGUGACUGUGUGAAGCUGCUCUUGGAAGCAGGUGCCGACGUCAAUGCCCAAACCCAGAAGAAGAUGAACUGCCUUCACUACGCAGCACUGCACGGCUACGAGGAGAUCGCCAGGAUCCUCAUGGGCGCAGGAAUCCACACAGACGCUGUUAAUCAUCAAAAUGCAUCAGCAAUGCACAUUGCGGUACUGCAGAACUUCCCAGCUAUGGUCAAGCUCUUCAUCGACGCAGAGUGUGACCUUGACAUUCCAGAUAAUAGGCAGCAGACCUCGCUCCACAUCGCUGCAGAGCACGGCAGGCAGGACAUUGCCGAGAUGAUUCUCAUUGCAGGAGUUAAUCUGAAGCUAACAGACAAGCAAGGGAAAACAUCGCUGGAUGUUGCCGCCCGAGGCAAUCACAUCAACUUGGCGGACAUGAUUAUCAAAGCCGAUCGGUUUUACAAAUGGGAGAAGGACAACCUGAACAGUGAUUCUGACUCCUGGGUGGCAAAGCACUUGACCUUCAAGCAAGACCAUAGGCUGGAAACGCAGCACAUACGCUCAGUAAUGUGGAGAUUAGCUACUAAGUACCUCAAACCUGGUGAAUGGAAGAAGCUGGCACAUUACUGGAAAUUCACUGAUGCCCACAUUAGGGCCAUCGAGCAACAAUGGACAGGUACUAAAAGCUACAGGGAGCAUGGCCACAGAAUGCUGCUUAUCUGGCUCCACGGCGUGAUCACGGCAGGAGAAAAUCCAAUCAAGGGAUUGUACGAAGGCCUUGUGGGGAUCGGAAGAAGAGAUUUAGCAGAAAGCAUUCGGAAAAAAGCAAACGCAGACUCUGCCUCUCCACGGAAGUGCAUAGCGAUGUAACCUGGAGGGCACCAGCGGCGCCAUCAGCUGGUGCAUCCUCGGCUGGUUUUAGAGCUGCAGGAGAAACCCCUGCUCCGCUGCUCCUCAGAAGGCGGCUGCCACCCAAGGACUUCUUGUCACAAAGAGCUGGCAUCGCUGCUGCUCCCUGCUUGGUCUGAAAGGCGGCGAUCAGUAAAUGCUAGCCAUCAAAAACGCCUCUUUACGCAGAGGGGAGAUUUUUCUCUGCUAUGGCAUACGGUCUGGGUACCAGAAUUUCAGUGAGGGACUCUCAACUUGUCAUACUGUGAGUAUCAGGAAAUACCACACUAUUUUGCUGUAACUUGUUUACAUCACAUUUUUGUAUGUAAAUUUCUAAUUGCCAUUUUUUAAAGUUAUUGAGGGGAAAGCUUUUGUUUUCAGAAAUGUUCUUUACUUACCUUUUCUUUGCAGGGUUGGGGGGAGGUGUCUAUCACUUGUGUCUUAGAUGCGUUCAUAACGUCCCUAUGAGGGUGGGAAUUUCAGAGGAAGAGUCAAAGGCUGCCACUUGGGCCUUUUGGAACUUUAAGGGUGUGAUCUUUAAUGUUUUGACUCUUCACACUAUUGUUUAUAAGUGUACAUUAACCUACAUGUACUGUUUACAAAUCAAAGAGGCAACUUCUUUAAUCCCUAGGCUACAGCUUGAAAAGUAUAAGAUAAGGCUGGUUAUUGGUUAUCUACACAGCCUCUGACAAGGACAUACAAUUUUCUUAAAGACCAAUUUGUCACAUAAUACUCAGUAUUUAUUUUUUACUGCAUUUCAAGAGAAAAAUAAUGCCUGUAUUUCAAUAAAUCCAGAUUUUACGCUAAAACUUACUAGUUACGUCUUACUCGUUUGUUUAAAAAAAAUACUACAUACAUAAUUCUAACUUAGAGCUAAACCGGUGCAACCUUAUAAUUAAAGCCUGAGGUGAAUUCAAGCAGAAGGUGCUGAUUUUCUUAAUUUCUAAA